UCCUAUCAGAACUACCCUUCCACUCUCCCCAACCCCAUCCAUAGCCUUAAAUAAAUACAGGCUUCGCUGCGCGUGGGAUGUUUGUCUCUCUCUCUCUUCACUGUACACACCCUGCAGACUCUCUCUCUCAGUCUCUUCUUUAUCUUGAGCCGCAGAAAGACGGACCAGCCUUUUUCAGAAACAGAAGGCUCUCUCUUUAACCACUGCCAAGUGCCAAGUGCCAAAUGCCAGAACCUGAAGAGCUUGGAGCUUCAUUUCCUGGGACUUUGCACCAAACACACCAAUCCCACCUAAUCUCCGCUUGCUUUUAGAUUGAUUUGAUCAUCCUUUCAUUCCAAUCACUCGCUCUUUUCGCGUCAAGUCAUGUUGGUACUCACUGCACGUAUACAAAAAGUCCAUUCUCCAGUUCUUCUCUUUUCGCAGGUUUUGUACCGUGGAAUCGUCGUUCUGCACUUCUGCUACUCUGUAAUGCCGUUUUCCUCCCUUAACAGAAUCAUACUACAUUAUUGCAAGGUCUUUUGCGUUAUCGAGAAAAUCUUUUUUGUGUGUUUUCGUAUCUGACCCAUUUGAGUACCUCUUCUUUUAGGACCAUUCUUUGCUGUGUUGUGGGUUUAAGCUUCUUCGCUCGAAAAACUUCAUGGCUAUUUCUUUGGUGGGUUUUACAGAGAUUUUGGAGGUUUUUCCAUUUGAUUGUUGUUUGGGGAGAUGAGCGAAGCGAGUGGGAAGACGACAGGGUCGUCUUUGGCGAUCAUUGAGAAAAGGACUAACAGACCUGGUGGUUGUGUGGGUAUUCUCUUCCAUCUCUUCGAUUGGAACAGUAGGUUUGUCAAGAAGAAGCUCUUCUCCCGGAGACUACUUCCCCCAGCUCGUGGAACACAAGUUUCAAAGAAGUUUGGAGAUGAGAAGAUGCCCAAGGCACAGCUUAAACUGAUUGCUGACGAGAAUAGUGGGGGUUUUCCAAAUGCAAAGACGAAUGGGAAUCACAGUGUUUCCGAUAAGGGGCAAACCCAUGAAAUGCGCGAUCCUGGUUUGGUUGCUAGGCUUAUGGGUCUUGAAUCCAUCCCAGAUUUGAAAGGAGAUAGGCUGGAAAAGGUUUCGGUCCUUUCGGAGAGGGGGGUAGAGAAAUUUGUUAGUAGUCCUGCUGUAUGUGAAAGGGGGGAUUUAAGUUUAGACAAGGUAAAAGCAAAGCUUGAUUUCAGACCUCAAAAGCUUCAGAAAACAGGGCAGUGCCAGACACAAGGUGCAACUAGAUGUGGUGCUGAUGCAUUGAAUAUGAUGAGUGUUUUGUCACAAAGUAGAAAGCAUCAUCCACCGAAGCUUGCUCCACCGGUGAAAAGUCCAAGAAUAUCCUCUGCGAGGAAUUCAUGUAGGGCAUCUAGGUUGAUUUAUGCUGCUACAAGAAUUCUGGAACCUGGUUUGCAAGCUACGAAUAGAGCAAAAUGCACUCUUACUUAUUCAAGUUCAAUGCAUUAUCGAGUGAAAGAUGAUGUUUUGACUGACGAAGCAGGAACUCUGUCCCCAGAUGUAGCGAACCAAUCCAAUUAUAAUGUGAACGUGGGUAUGGAUUUGAUGGGUCAGACUUCUUACAAAACUUGUGGCAAUACGCUUGAUGUUGUCAAUUCAAGAGUAGAUUUGGAGGGUCAGCCAUUUAUUUAUUAUCCGAUGUCUGCUCUGAACAUGCUCAAUGACUCUGCAUUAGAAGUAGGAAGAACUAAGGCAAGGGUACUUGUGUCCUCUCUCGAGCAGGAAAGAGAAGCAAUGUCUCAGAGACAUCGAGAUCAUCCCAUAUCACUUGGUGGUUGCGAAAAAGGCAGCAUUCAAGCUCAUGAUGAUCCCACUGUGGAGAGGAAACUUCGAUGUCUAGAAGGUCAAGCUCAUUGGCAUUUAGCAAGCCAUCGGUGCAAGGUUCCAAGAGAUGAAUCAUCUUCUUGUUCCUCUAAGAUCAGGACUCAAUCUUCGAAUUGGAAGUCCUUAGUCAGAGAGAGAAUGCCACCAAGGGCUAAAUCAAGUAAUUUACGAAGCAGGAGAACGUCGGUGGCUGUCAUUGCUGUGACUGAAGCCAAAGAUUUUAUUUCCUUGAACAGAAGCUCAAGUGGUCAAACCCCACUAAGGAUACCUUGUGAGGGGGAUACUCAUACGUUUGAUUCCAAUGAACAAUUUAGCAACGGGCAGGAUAAAUCCUUAUCAAAUUUGAGAAACCCAAUGUUCAAUAGGCAAACUGAAAGUCCUUGUGACAAUUCUGCAUUUGGAAAGCAUAGAAACGCGAAGUGUGGUGGUGUGACUGGGAAAGAGAUGGGGGUUAAUUCUCCCUCCCAGACUUGCAGAUCAGCUUGUCAUUGUAACCUUGAUAGAUCCAUUACCCAUAAGGACAGUGAUGUUGUAUCUUUCACCUUUAAUUCCCCACUGAAAUAUAAGGCUGGAAUUUCAUCUCAACUGAAGCUGAAAAGAGACGAUCAAAUUGACAUAACUAGGAAGAGUACUUCUGAACAGCACAAUGAAAUAGUGGAUGGAAGUGUGAAACAUGUGUCUUUGCAGAAGCAAUUGCCAUUGAAAGGAGAUGCUUUAGGUGCUCUUCUGGAACAAAAGUUGAAGGAAUUGACUUGUCAAGAAGAGGAUGAAAUGGUGUCUGGGGAUAAUCCAGCAAAGAGAUCCACGGCCAUUAUUCUUCAGGAGCUAAUAUCUGCUUUAACUGCUGAGCAGCCCAUGUCUGAACAUGGGCAUAUGUUGGAUGCAGAAAAUGCUUUCCAGAGCAAAGGCAAGCUAGAAGGGACUUGUGUUGGUUUUUUUUCAAGGGAUGCUGAUCAUCUUAGUCCUGGAUCUGUUCUUGAAGUUUCAUCCUCAACUGACAGUUGCACUUCCAGCUGCUUAGAUAAUAGCUCAGGACAUAGGCUCAACUUUGACUCCAUCAACUACCAUGAACAAUUGCAACCAACAGAACCUGAUCCUGAUCGCCUUGAUUCAGCAACCUUCUUUAACGAAAGGAAAAUUGAAGAAAAGACGGCUUCCCAUAUUGCAAACCAUGUUUCUGAGAUACUAAAUAGCAUCAAUCUUGGAGGUCUUGGGUUGACUGGAAAGCAGCUUAGUCAUGCUAAGGGGGUUAUCUUGAAUUCCGAACUGUUAUUCGGAACUGCAACUCAUCGUCAUGCAAAUGGAAUAAGAGAUUUUUUCUUCGGUCCCUUUCUACUUGAUGAAUUAGAAUCUCUGGCUGAUGAGACAUGGACGAACAUCAACUGGCUUCUUGGUUUUAUGGAGACCAAAGAAGGAAAUAAUCUAUUUAGGGGAUUCCUUUUCGACUGUGUCAUAGAAGUAUUAGAUUCAAAAUAUUGCCAGUACUGUAACUCUGGAUUCAAGUCCUUUGCGAGAUUACCAUCAUACAUGAACACAGAAAAUCUUAUUCAAGAUGUUGGAGAAGAGAUUCAAAAGUGGGAAAGUCUUGUUGGGAUGAUCCCGGAUGAACUACUAGAUUGGGAUAUGAAUCACUCCUUAGGCAAAUGGGUAGAUUUUGAUAUGGAAGCAUUUGAAAAUGGUGCAGACAUAGGCCGGGAUAUACUUCAAAUUCUGGUCGAGGAAAUUGUGGUAGACUUGUGGGAGUGCCGGCUAACUUCUUUCGACUGACAUACUUCCACACAUUUGUUUCUUCAUUUUGUUAGUCAAUGCUACAUGUUCUAACUUGCUCUGUACAAAUUGAUGGAGGUGACUGAAGGGUGAUAUUUAUUUGUAAGGAUUUUUGAAUAACGUUAGUCCUGAUCAUUGUGGAUGUACAUGAUUUUCUUGGAUGCUGCUUUGUUUCUAAAUAGCCUAAGGCAGCUUUAUACAGUUUUCUUGGUGAAAAUAGAUAGUUUUAUGUGA
Messenger RNA from Tripterygium wilfordii, 3849 nucleotides. RefSeq lists its product as uncharacterized. The record is from RefSeq and is a predicted model, not a curated record. The transcript is spliced from 5 exons. NCBI's taxonomy places the organism in Eukaryota, Viridiplantae, Streptophyta, Magnoliopsida, Celastrales, Celastraceae. The coding region runs from base 706 to 3615 and encodes 969 amino acids.